AUGCAGAACAAGCUUAACUACGCUUUUCCUUCAGGGUGCUCCACAUUAUUAUGCAAAUUUCUUCAGACACUGCACGAAUCAGAAUGGAAUUGCGACCGAUUGUGGUAUGUCGUGAAAUAUAGCACACCUCAAAAUCAGGGCUUUAGGAAUUUAACACGUGGUGAGGAUCAUGUUAUUUUCGACUCCGAACCGUUUACGCAGUGGACAUUCGAAGUACAAGCUGCAAAUCCGUCCGGUGAAACGCAGUGGUCACGCCCGGUUACUGCACAAACGGAAGGGACCGGUUCGUUUUUUCGUAUGCAAUGCAAGACAUCGGUUUUGGGGUUUUAUUAUGCGUUUUGUGCUGUGUAA
Messenger RNA from Gongylonema pulchrum, 351 nucleotides. Lineage: Eukaryota; Metazoa; Nematoda; Chromadorea; Rhabditida; Gongylonematidae. The record is from the annotation of a GenBank genome assembly.